AUGAGCCAAUCGCCCGGGUUCGAGGCUCCAACGCCCUCCACCUCAUGGUUGGCUGUGGAACCGCUCUCUCCCGCUCAACCGGCGUGCCGGACGGGCGUUGCUGGUGUUAGGAACGGUGUGACGACCAAAAGUAGGCGUGUCUGUAUAAAUCCCACAGAUGUCAAAAUGUGUCCACCAGUAAGCUGUGUUGAUGCCUGCAUUUUCCCUCCUCAAAUACGCCGCCUAGCGCUUGCAGUCGAAAAACUUGCGAGGGGGCGGAUCGUGGCAAUGAUCGAGCCUCAAGACUCGAGCUUUGACCGCCGACUGGAUGUUGAGGCGUGUGCUCGCCUCAUGGUGGUGAACAUAUUAGGUUUGACACUGAGGAAUCCGUCUCCACGGACACAGGUCGAGACUACUGCAAGCCGCGACAUGCCCGUUCUCCACUUGUGGAAGUGGAAGGGCAAAGAAACAGCCUGUGAGCAAGGUAAUUGGCAACUGGACUGCAUUGCCGUUGAUGCAUUAGAAGCCAGACCUGGCCUUGAACCCGCUAGCCCAACCCGUAACCCCAACAGAGAAAUUGGACCGAUUGACGAGCAUCUAAACGUACCAAGCGAGAAAGAGAAUCGAGAUGAGUGGUAA
Histoplasma capsulatum G186AR is the source of this 618-nucleotide messenger RNA. RefSeq lists its product as uncharacterized. The coding region runs from base 1 to 618 and encodes 205 amino acids. The record is from RefSeq and is a predicted model, not a curated record. NCBI's taxonomy places the organism in Eukaryota, Fungi, Ascomycota, Eurotiomycetes, Onygenales, Ajellomycetaceae. The transcript is spliced from 5 exons.